Hordeum vulgare subsp. vulgare (domesticated barley) is the source of this 801-nucleotide messenger RNA. RefSeq names its product elicitor-responsive protein 3-like. The record is from RefSeq and is a predicted model, not a curated record. The transcript has 5 exons. Lineage: Eukaryota; Viridiplantae; Streptophyta; Magnoliopsida; Poales; Poaceae. The coding region runs from base 184 to 609 and encodes 141 amino acids.
CAAGCUGGCGAAAAUUAAUAGAUUCCGUGGAAGGCUUGCUUGACUUCACAUACACUCUGCUCUAUAUACGGUGGGUUGGUGAUUGAAGGCGACAUUCACCGAGAGUCCGAGACCCAGAGGCCGAGAGAGAUCCAAGAACAGGCCGGCCGGCCGGACGACACCGAUCGAGAAGGAGGAGGAGACAUGGUGCGCGGGAAGCUGGAGGUGCUGCUCGUCUCUGCCAAGGGACUCGACGACUCCGAUUUCUUCAAUAGCAUGGACCCGUACGUGAUCCUCACCUGCCGCAGCCACGAGCAGAAGAGCACCGUCGCAUCAGGAGCAGGAAGCGAGCCUGAGUGGAACGAGACCUUCGUCUUCGCCGUCUCCGGCAACGCUCCGGAGCUCAGAGUCAAGAUCAUGGACAGCGACGCCUUCUCGGCCGACGACCUCGUCGGAGAAGCAUGCAUCCCGCUUGAGGCGGUGUUCCAGGAGGGCAGCCUGCCGCCGGCCGUGCACCGGGUCAUCAAGGACGAGGAGUAUCGCGGGGAGAUCAAGAUCGCACUCACCUUCACCCCGGCAGAGGAAGACGAGGAGGAGGAGAGCUACGGCGGCUGGAAUCAGUCCACCUGAAAAAGGCUAGCGAGCCAGCAAGAUGGUGCUGCAUGUCUAUCAUAAUGUAAUGUAUAGAAAGGCUUUCGAUCUCCUUGAUGCUGUAUGAGACAGACAUGGCCAUGUAUGACAUUUAGAAAAACGAGUAAAAAUAGGGGAACAAAUAUGUAUCGAUGAAAUACUAAUUAAGCAAUUCACCGCAUCAUUUUGCAA